Molecule: messenger RNA, 1386 nt
Organism: Caenorhabditis remanei
Lineage: Eukaryota; Metazoa; Nematoda; Chromadorea; Rhabditida; Rhabditidae
Exons: 3
Coding region: 1-1386 (461 amino acids)
Source: RefSeq, a predicted model, not a curated record
AUGAAUUCCAUACCGUUGCAAUAUGAAAGUUUGAAAGCAGUCCUGAUUCAUAUGGAUGCCAACGUUCGGUUCCAAAUUUCGCGCCGACUACCUGCAAUCCGCUCAACUGAAAAACUCGUGCCACUCAGAAUUCGGAAAUUGAAACUAGACGGCGUUUCUACGGAAGUUGAUAAUACAUUUUAUGAUUUGGGAAUCUAUCGAGACUACGAACCAGGCGUGAAAGUUCCAAGGAUUAAUAAGAUGACCAAUGAUUCUAUUGGCAUUUUACAUGAUCUGGAUAAAUACGGAUUUCAGAUCUCGUCAAGUGAUUCUCCUUUGGAUUCUGGAGACAUCUCCUUCCGGCAUCCAAAUCGUCCGGGAUUAGUGGCAUUCCAAUUCGACGAUGAUGCUCAUGAAUUAAUCUAUAGAGAAGAGUUGAAGUGCUAUGAGAAGGCCAUAUAUCUCCGUACUGGCCAAGAAACAACAGGAAGGGAAGAGCCUGAUACUAGUAACGAAUGGAGUCGUGUUAACGAACUCCGUCUGAAACAUGCGAUGGAAAUGCCAAUGGAUAUAUUGGAAGAUUUCGCCGACGAUGCUCGUGCCAAAAUUCUUCCUUUUGAAUGUCGUCGUUUCGAUCGGAAACCACCAUAUACUUGCUACAUUCAGCUGACUAUUACCUGUUCCAAGAAAACGAAACUAAUCGAAAGAUAUGCAUACAACAUGAAGCUUUACGAAGCGAUGAAACGAUUGAAUACAUUGUUCUUUGGAGGAAGACGCCCAGCGAUUCAAGCUCAAAGUGUCCAGUUGCCGAGAUUUGGAGCCGUUUUGAGACUCCCUGUCGGGUUUAGAGUGAAAACCAAAGAAGUUGAAAAUGGGUAUGAUUUGAAUGACUGGAGCGAAGGUGUCAAUUUGAUGCUAGACGCCUCUUGUUUCCCGUUGAAUGUUCUUAAACUGCGGAUUUCCAAUAGAGGAAGAGAAGAUUUUGAGUUGUCGAUAGUCAGAGAUGCGAAGAAAUUGAUUGUUCACAACUCGGACUCACAAUUCGAUAUUCUACCGAUUCUCACAACUCUUUCUAAUAAAGAGGUUGUUCUGGCGGAUACAUAUAGAGAUGUUCCAAUUCAAUCAUAUUUUGGAUUGAUCGAAAACUGGCUAAAUGUCGACAAGCCUGUCGGAACUUGUUACUCAUUUGGAAUCAAACAAGAAGAUACAGCAAAAGGGCUUCUCAAGAUUAUCAAAAGCCGUUUGGAGAACACAAAGAGGACUAAAAGAUGUAUCUCUGUCAUCACAGGAAACAACACAAAACUCGAAGUGUUCUAUGUGCCUAUCAAAAAUCCACGCAGUCGAGAGCAAAAGGAAUUCAUGUACGAUUGCAAAUGGGUUCUCAAAAUACGGAUUGUACGAUUAUAA